UCACAUUAGUGCGAGAACUGAUGAUCAGUAUUGAUAGGAACAAUGGUGUCCUUAUUCCACAUAGAUCCUUCAUUCACUGGCUAUGGAAAAAGUGGAGUUCGCUUUCUCAAGAUCAAACGCAGUGGAAAAUACCACGAGAUUAAGCAGGUAGAAGUUGCAACAGAGCUGAAAUUGGAUGACUACCGAGACUACAAUUAUGGAAACAAUUCGAGCGUGGUACCAACAGAUACUCAGAAAAACACAGUCUAUGCAUUAGCAAAAGAUCAUCCGCUCAACAAUAUUGAAGAAUUUGCAAUCCACAUCUGCAGUCAUUUCCUAACAACACAUAAACAGGUAGUUCAUGUCACUGUUAACAUUGAUGAGUCACCUUGGAAACGUAUCCAACAGAAAGGUGUUGACCAUGCCCAUGCAUUUAUUCUUACUCCAGAUGUGACAAGAUUCUGCUGCGUUACUCAAGCAAGAGGAGAGGAACCAAUGGUGUCGGGUGGCCUCAAAGAGAUGCAGAUAUUGAAAACAACUCAAUCAGGAUUUGAAGGGUUUUGUAAAGACAAAUACACAAUUUUGCCAGAAGCUACUGAUCGUCCAUUCUCUACCAAAGUCUACUGCCAGUACAAGUUUGACACCACAAAGGGUGUGGACUUCUCUUCCUGCUGGAAUUUUGUCAAGAAUACAAUACUGGAGGAGUUUGCUGGGCCUCCUGACACUGGGGUCUACUCACCCUCUGUACAGAAUACUUUAUACAAGGCAGAAGCAAAGAUCUUGGGCAGUAUUCCACAGAUUGGUUGUGUGGAAAUGGUGAUGCCAAACAUCCAUUACUUCACAGUAAACAUGGCACCGUUUGGAAUGGCAAAGAAGGAUGAGAUUCUGAUGGCCACAGACAAGCCAGCUGGUAUGAUAAAGGCAGCUCUGUCAAGAAACCCUGUGGCGAAGUUGUGAACAGCAUGGGCUGUUUGUGAAAGGAAAGCGUAAAUUUUAUGAGGGUUAACUUGACUAUGAAUAAAAAUUGGUGAAUCUGUCUCCCUCAGUUGAUUCAGUCAUUUGCUUCAAUGCAAAUUUUGCAUCUAUUUUAUCAUUGAUAUUUAUUUUGAAGAAUGGGCAGGGCAGUGAGACAAUGUAAAUAAUUAUAACAAUCAUGUGAUUUUUUGUGCGUGGACACGUUAUAACUGUCAGAUUUUGGUUUUGACCUUUUACCGGUAACCGAUUGUUAAUUCUCUCCUUCAUGUAAACUAGUCACGAGAAUCUGGUGUUAGAUCAAGAUGAUAACUUCUACCUGAUAAGUUUUGGUGCUAUCAUAACCUGUUUGCUAGAUAAUGUUUGGAUAUUCAGUUUAGGAAGAAGUUACAUAUUAAUCGCUUCUGGGUGCUAAUGAGUUUACGUGCAUUUGUAAAUUAUGGGCAAGAGAAUUUAUAUCCUAGGGUUAAUAUAAUCUUAGUGACCUUAAUCGAUGUUAAUUCUCGUAUCCAAUAUUCACGGACCUAAAUUUUAUUAAUACUUCUUGACAAGAGCAUUAAUUAAUUGAUGUCAAGGUGGAUAUCGGAAGAACAAAUGAGAAAACUAAGCCAUUCAAGCGUGUACAAGCCAGUUACAUGCAGUCCGUGGUAUUUUUAAAAUGGGGUUCAGAAAAGACAGAAUUUUUCUCUUCCUAAGAGCCCAAAUAAGCCAAGAAAUAUUUUAACACAAGUGAAUUUUCCGAAUUUUUGAUAUUAAUCAAUAAAAUGCAAUGAUAAUUAAAGAACACUAAAAAAG
Molecule: messenger RNA, 1746 nt
Organism: Stylophora pistillata
Lineage: Eukaryota; Metazoa; Cnidaria; Anthozoa; Scleractinia; Pocilloporidae
Product: uricase
Biological process (GO): purine nucleobase catabolic process; urate catabolic process
Cellular component (GO): peroxisome
Molecular function (GO): urate oxidase activity
Source: RefSeq, a predicted model, not a curated record